This is a messenger RNA of Closterium sp. Naga37s-1, 1563 nucleotides long. The record is from the annotation of a GenBank genome assembly. NCBI's taxonomy places the organism in Eukaryota, Viridiplantae, Streptophyta, Zygnematophyceae, Desmidiales, Closteriaceae.
AUGGCUCAUGGGUUCACGGUUACGGCCGUUCUAGCAAUUUUACUGGUGUGCAUUCCUCUUUCACUGGCCAAUGAUCCUCCAAGCGGGCAACCCUCGGGAUUGCCGCAGCAGUCCCAAGCCGUCCCGGGCUCACAGCUUAGAAAUAAUGCAACCUCGCCGUCAUCUGUCGAUCAGCAACCGUCCAACCAGGCUCCAUCACGAGCGUCGCCGCCAGUGCAGGCCGAAUUGUUCGCACAUUCGCCGGCUGAAUCCCCGCCGUCCUUGAAUGAUCGACAAUCUGCCAGCACUGCAAACGCGCCGGCAUCCCAGCCAUCCGCGGAGCCACCGGCGCAGCAGCUUCCGCAGCUGUCGUCUCCCCCACAGGCUCCGCCUGCUGGAAGCCGGACAGAGCCGAGCAGUGAUGCGCGGAAUAACGCUCCCGCUGCGCCUGCUUUUCCGGAAGCUGCGCCUCCGCUUUCCCCUGCAGGGGGAGAAACCGUGAGCGGAGCGCCGGCGCAAGAGAAGGGGGGCGCGGAAGCGUCGCGCGAGGAGGCGGAGCAGCUGUCGACGACAUGCGGGCUGACGGACUACAUCAGACAGUCCGGCGCAUGUGACAGCAAGGGGCGGCGCACAGUGUCGUUUGUGAAGGCGCGCAACUGCACCGAUCCGUUCCCCGUCCAGCCCUCGCAGCAGGAGCCGUGCACAUGCACGCCGGAGGACUUUGAUGUCGUCUACACGGCCUCGCGUGAUGGUGCCACGUGCAACAUGCAGUACCUGCCACGCAACUGCACGGGAGCACAGCAGUCACAGCUCAUCCCAGUGGACAAGGUCUACUGCGGGCUACCGAAUGCGCCAUGCACAGAGGCGCACGUGGACGCCAUCUACUCCGACUGUGACUUCAUCCGUGACUCCCUCACUGGCCUCAACAUCUCUGCCACGCGUUUCGUUGAGGUGAUCUAUUUCUUCCGCCAGGAGUGCGACCCCUACAGACGAGGCUCCAUUCACCUGCCCCCCACCACCUUCAUUCCCUGCGACAUGCAGUGCGGGGCGGGGCACUACCUGCACCACGACCACUGCCACAAGUGCCCUGCAGGCACGUACAGCAUGGGGGGGAAGUGGCGGUUCCAAGACAUAUCUGAGAUCGACCCCCUCUACUUCAAGACGGAGUGCAGGUUCACCAACGCCUCUGGCACCUUCCACUGCGACCCCUGGUACGCGGAUGAUGGUGCGUUUGAGGCGGGUGCAUACGACUACAUCAACGACUGGCUCCCGGAGGUGUGUGCAUCGGACCCGGCGUACAACUGCCACAACAACCUGCUCUCAUCACUCUCCCUCGACGUGCACCUCGUGCGAGACGGGUACGUGAAGUUCAACUUCACAGUGAGUGCGGAGGUGGGGCACGACGGGCUUGCCUUCUACAUCGACUCUCUCUCACAGCCCCUCAUGGCCCUCACCUCCUACCAGUUUGAGCCGCGCGAGAUGGUGUUCCCGGUGGAGGCGGGGCAGCACCGCCUGGUGUGGGUGUACAGCAAGGAUGACAAGUGGAGCAAGGGGGAAGACAUCGCCACCAUCCCGGUCAGUUGA